This is a messenger RNA of Lolium rigidum, 1592 nucleotides long. RefSeq lists its product as uncharacterized. The record is from RefSeq and is a predicted model, not a curated record. The coding region runs from base 130 to 1395 and encodes 421 amino acids. NCBI's taxonomy places the organism in Eukaryota, Viridiplantae, Streptophyta, Magnoliopsida, Poales, Poaceae. Gene Ontology annotation, molecular function: protein binding. The transcript has 4 exons.
CCCUGCACUACAGACGACGGCGGCAGGGGCCGACCGAUAGAAAAGAGAGCGCCGCCGCCGGCAACCUCAUCCCCAGGAAGCAGCCACCGAAGACUCGAGAGAGGGGCGAGCGUGCUAAGGAGAUAGGCAAUGGAUCCUGCUCAGAUUCCUCAAGGGCACGAUCCUGCUCCAAGUAUGGUAUGUGUGGAUGCCAAGAGGCUGCGGCGUUCUGCAAUGCCAGCCGACACCGUAUCCAAAGUGAUCAACGCUGACAACACUAGUUCCUGGUCGGCGCCCCCGCUGGACGAUGAUGAUCUCCUUGAGGAGAUCUUUCUCCGCCUCCGUCCAAAGCCAUCUGCACUUCUGCGUGCCUCCCUCGUUUGCACACGCUGGUGUAGCAUACUCUCUGACCCCAAGUUCCUCAAACGUUAUAGGAAACACCAUCGGAAGCCUCCUCUAUUGGGCUUCUUCACAGGAAAUAGUGGCACAGAAUACAAUUUCGUUCCUGCUCUAAAGGCGAAGCCCAACCGCAUCCCGGCUCAGCGCUUCACCAUACCCAGGAGCAGCAGCCCCUACGACCGUUGGAACUUCCUUGGCUGUCGCCACGGCCUUGGUGUCCUAAUGCACUACUAUGGGCGUGAGGUUGUUGUAUGGGAUCCCCUCACCGGCCAGCAGCACCACGUUCCGUUUCCGCCUGAGCUACGUAAUGCCAGAGGGGAUAUUUAUUGGAGUUGGCACGCCGCGGUGUUGUGCGCUGAUGACGAUGAUGGACAUGUGCACGGCGAUUGCUUCUCAAGCCCGUUUAAGUUGGUUUUGAUAGCUGCUGGACAGACGCAGGCUUUUGCUUGCCUCUAUGAAUCGGUGUCUGGUUUAUGGGGAAAUAUUGUCUCAACAUUGACUACAACUACGAUUCAUGAGAUUAGACACAGCGUUCUCAUUGGGAAUGCACUUUAUUGUUUGUUCGGUGGAGGUGACAUCCUUGCAUAUGAUAUUGAUGGACAAAUCCUUAGUCACAUUGAGAAGCCAACUGAGGCCUAUCAUACUGGCUUGGGCUUUCAGCUUUGGCGGACAAAUGAUGUUUGUGGCCUUGGCCUCGCUGUUAUGUCAAAACUGGGCAUACAUUUAUGGGAGUGCAAAAUGUACUCUGAAGGUGUUUUCAGAUGGGUGCUGCAGCCGAAAAUCAUUCAACUUGAGGAGCUCUUUCCACAGAGGAUCGGUAGCGACCACAAAAAGGUGUACAUGGUGGGCUAUGAUGAGGAGUCAAAUGUUAUUUUUCUGGCUACGUAUAUUGGUGACUUCAUGCUCCAACUUCAGUCUAUGCGGUUUAGAAGAAUUUCCGAAAGAAAUUGCUGGGAUAACAAGAUGCAUUAUCCCUACAGAAAUUUCUAUACUGCAGUGAAACCAUCUGCUAUGUGAAAUAGUUACGCAGUUGUCAGCCUGACAGCAGAAGACGAAAUGAGCACCAGAAGAACACUUUCAGCGAGGAACAAUUUAAGGAGAUCCGGUGGAGCCUGGAGAUUUGGCAAGGGCAGACGUUCUGAAUCACAUGGGCAGUGGCACUGGCAAUGCUAUCAUACUCGUGUGUCAAUUAGGCAGCAUUUUUUCUCUCCAAG